This is a messenger RNA of Coregonus sp. 'balchen', 4227 nucleotides long. The record is from the annotation of a GenBank genome assembly. NCBI's taxonomy places the organism in Eukaryota, Metazoa, Chordata, Actinopteri, Salmoniformes, Salmonidae.
CCUUCCUUCCUUCCUGCUUGCUAGCUUAGCUAUCCCUUACCGAAGUCAGGUCGUAUUCAGGAGCAUUUACAAUAACCAUAAUAACAACAGCUGCGACAUAUAGUCCAGGUAAUUUAUAUCAGAAAGGCUUCCGAACCUCUGGGACAUGGCCAGACAAGAACAAGUCCUCCAGCUUGAGCCACCACACGAAUUGAAAUUUAGAGGUAAGACUAGGGCAGGGCCUGAUAGUUUGGUCUGCAAGUAUUUGACCAUCGUUCCUAGCUAAUGUAUUAACAAUAGUGUUGUUGACGUUAACUUCAUUGUGAAAAGAUGGGUCUGCACACGGUGUAUCAUAUUUCCUAUUUGGUUUCUAGAGUGGUGACAAGUGAAGCGCCAUUGCAUACCGACGUCUUCUACCUACGGAUACUAACAGGCUAAUGCCUAGCUGUCAUUUUCUAGCUUAGCCUGUAAUGAAAAGGCAGGCUCGAGUCAUAUCUUCAAUCAAUAUCAGUUGCAUGCUUUUCAGUUACUAUCAUAAUGACGAUCUCCCUGGUUUGCGAGUCAACGGUUGCCACCGGAAAUAAAUACUUAUUUCUAUAGCUACUAAUGAAAUAAUUUCUAACGUUAGUAGCUAACUAGCUACUUUCUAUAAAGUCAAGGACUACACUAGGGAAAUUCCCAUUAAACAAUUACCCGAAUGGAUACAGAGAAUAGUGUUUUUCAAUCCAUUCCUGGGGCUAACCCAGAGCGUGCGCAUUUUUGUUUCAGCCCAGCACACACGAACAAUCCCUUGAUGAGUUGAAUCGGACUCCCUAAGAACACGUCACUUCGAUACAGCUAGGACCGGAAGUGACUUUUCGUAGCAGGUUUGAGCGCAUUUUCGCUAACCCUUUUCCUAACCUUAACUUAAUUCUCCUAACCUGCUGCGUAAGUUAGCCUAACCGUCUACGAAAAAGUUACUUCCAGUCGUAGUUCUAUCAAAGUGGCGUAUUUUUGGGGGAAUCUCGAGUUGUAUCAGGUAUGUUAUGGUUGGGCUGAAACACAAAUGUGCACCCCUUAGGGGAGCCCCAGGAAUUGAUUGAGAGAAUCUGCAGUAGCAAAAGGUGACUGUUGACAAUUGUCAGGCACAGGAUCAGUGAGUCCUAGCAGAAUGGUAAGGUCCGGAGGUGAACCAUUUUACCGCUUGUAAUGGAAUUAUUGAACAGGGGCUAUAAUUGAUUAAUGGUUUUGAGAGUUAUAUCAUUAGUUAUAACAAAAGAGAUGAAAACUAAUGAUAUAAUUCUAAAGAUAGCAAAAAAUAGGUGGGGUCGCCUAAAUAAAAUGGUCCUCCCCAACUGUUUGGAAAAACAGCAAGUUAGCUAUAAUAAUAGAUGAGUCAGCUAGCGAGUAUUGAUAUCUGUUGUCUGUUCUCUCUCCAUCUUUUCAAGGUCCAUUUACAGAUGUUGUCACAGCCACCCUGAAGCUAGGCAACCCAACAGAUAGAAAUGUGUGUUUCAAAGUCAAGACGACCGCGCCCCGUCGAUACUGUGUCCGUCCAAACAGUGGCAUCAUUGACGCAGGCACCUCCAUCAAUGUAUCUGGUUGGUAUCUUUUUGUUUGAUUAUACAUUAUUGUAACUGACAAAUCUCAAAAAGAGGAACUAAUAGUAUGUUGAUCUGGUCAAAGGAAGGUAACACAUUGUGCUGUUGCUAAGAGGUUGCUCAGUGGCAUUUAACUGUCUGCUUUGUUUUACAGUUAUGCUACAGCCUUUCGACUAUGAUCCCAAUGAAAAGAGCAAACACAAAUUCAUGGUGCAGUCCAUGCUUGCACCAUAUGACAUGACUGACAUGGAAGGGGUGGUAAGUGUCCAAAUGGAAUGUGAUACAUCUGAAUGUCACUAAUUAUGAUCUGAUGAUCACAGUAAGUCCAUUCAAGCUGCAAUUCUAGGUCACAGAGUGACUAGUACUUACUGUCUCAAGCCACUACUUAUUUAGGUGUUGCAAGUGGGACAAAUGUGCUGUCAGGAUAUGCUUAUCUUAUGAGUGCCAUAGACUCCCUAGCUGGGUGUGGUCAUCUUGGUGUUGCCUGGUAAUUCACUUUUCCGUCUGCCCUCUUUUUCUUCUCUCUCUAUCAUUCUUUCUAUCAUUCUAUCCUUCCCACCGACAGUGGAAAGAGGCAAAGCCAGAGGAGCUGAUGGACUCCAAGUUGAGAUGUGCAUUUGAGCUGCCGCUAGAGAAUGACAAAACUGUAAGUACUCUACGUCACUAUAUCAUAUCACUACAUACAACUGCAUGUAUUUUUCUUCAUAUUCCUUCCCUCAUAGAUUUCAUCUUAGUGUAAGAUGCAUUCACAGAGCACCUUCAUUCCAUUCACAAACAGAUCCUGAAUGAUUGUCAUCUCCAUUGCGUCUCUGAAGCAGCCAUUGCCAUGUUUUUUGUGUUUCUCAUCCCCAUUCUGUUAUUCAUCUGCAUGUUUCUGUCUCCUCCACUCCUCUCCACAGCAUGACAGUGAAAGCAACACAAAUGUGUACUCUACUCCCAUAAAGUCAGAGCUCUCCUCACUCCCUAAGUCGGCCAGCUCCUCCCUGGAUGACGGGGAGGCGAAGAAGAUCAUGGAGGAGUGCAAGAGACUGCAGAUGGAGGUCCAGAGGCUACGGGAAGAGAACAAACAGAUAAGGGUGAGUCUCAAAUGUCCCUAGGACCCACAACAAUCAGAUCUGUUGUUCUACACAAUGCAUUUUAUCAGCACCAUCUGUAACAAUGCAGACUUAAGACCUUUCCUUUCUUAGUUGAGAUGGGUAAUUGACUGAUUUGAGAUCAGUAACUGCGGUUUCACUGUUAUUGCAAAAAAAAACAGCUGUUCUAUAUUCAACAUGGUUUGACUGGCAUUUGGCCUGUGACUCCUCCCCCUUUACCAAGGAGGACGAUGGUCUGCGGAAGAGGAAGGUCACGCCCAUGGUGUCCUCCCCCCACUCCUCUUCCUCCCAGGCCAUGAUGAAGGAGGAGGGCCUGAGUACCCGCGUGCUGGCGCUCUGCGUGCUGUUCUUCGUCAUCGGAGUCAUCAUCGGGAAAUUGGCCCUGUAGAGACAGCCAGCGGCAGCGUGCUCGGAGGACCGAACAAAACAACAACAACAACAGGAUGUGUACUUUUUUUGUUGUUGCAUAAUGCAAUAUCACAAAUUUAUUUGAGUAGUGACAUUUUUUAACAUAAAAAAGCGAAGAAGGUAAUCAAGAGUCGUCUUGCCUUUUAAUCACUAUUCUCUAUCCUGCCACUCCUACUUGCACAGAUACAGUACAAAUUAUUGUGUGAGGAAGUGGCAACGUUGUGAUCUAUAAGUAUCAAUAAUAGCAAUGUGUUCCAGUAAGGCCAACGCUUUUCCUACUGCAGAAUUAACGUGACAGUUCUAUGAUGUUGUGUGAAUGUUUUAAUCACUGCUUUUUUAAGGGAAGGAGACGUAUGUUGUGUGUGAGUUGAGAGGCUGCUGGUGAAUUUUAGCAAGAAGGGGUAAUUAUGUAAAUCCAGUCAUCCAACUUAUUCCUUUAUAAAAACAGAAAAUGUAUUUAGGGGGUAACUGAAAAUAAAAUGUUAACCAUAAUUUAGUCCCAAAGAGACCCCUUUCCAAUACAGUAGGUUGCUUUUUAUUUCCAAUAAUCAAAUUUGUAAUUGAUUUUCUCAGUCACAGAAGAUGUACCGUCUCAUCGUGCUGCAGUGAAUUAGUUCUACACACACUCAUUUAGUGACAGUGUCUGAGGUGAAGGUACAGAAUGACUGACUUGUCGUUUGGUCGAAGGCCCGGGAUGCGAGUGCUUUCCUCAGGGUCAGUAUGAAAUGGGUGUCAUCUUCAGAGAGAAAAACUGAUGCAGCUUUUCCAGAUGACAGCAAAUGGUUUUAUCUCAAGUUAAGCCUGCAAGUGAUCCAAGUCCUGUAUCAGCUGAUUGCAGGGGAGUAAGAGAAAUAUGCAACAUCCAUUUUUGACGUACAGUACACUAAAAUAUAAGGAUGGGUUUGGACUCAUAACGGUGUGUAUAUAGUUUGAUAGUACUUUGUGUUCUCGUGCUUUGCUUCAGUUGUUUGCUUUGAGUAUCAUGUAGGCAUAAUUGUUUUGUAAUUAUAUUUGUAUGCACUGUAUUCAAAUCAAGUUAACAUAUAGCGUCUACUCUGCAAAUAGCAUGGAAAUGACCUCAAUAGUUUUCUUUCUUCCUGUGUUUUAAACAAAAGGGACCAUCUCGGAACUAGCUAUCGGUUGGGGUGUUUUCUGUCUUAGCUGUC